AUGGGCUGCCGGCUCCUCGGAAGUGGUGACUUUCAGCGUCUUGACAAUCGGCGCACAGUGCGAUUCAGGGCCAGGGAAUUUUUCUCCCGCUUCCUCGAGGUCGAGUCGCGUUCGUGGCCGGCGUGGGGAGGGCGGGGCGGUCGGUGGUCCCGGUUCUCCGCGGAACUCACACAGCAAGGGCUCUUUCCCAGCGCCUCAGACCUGACCCGUGGAAUUCGGGACUUUGCGCCCCCGGGCCUCGGUGUCGAAGCCCUGUUGGUUGCCACCCUGCUAAGCCAGGUCGGCCUGGGAAAUGGGAACUCCAGGAGUGGGCCUAGGACUGGAAUCCUCUUCGGGGAGAUGACCUUCCGUUUCCAUCACUCGGACAGCCCCGCGGGGGAGCAGCGCGGAGGAGGCCGCAGCCACUCAAUGCUGGUGUUGGGGCUCUUUCUUCGCGCUUCCAAGCUUCGUGACCUCGGAAGGGGUCCAGACGCGGCCUUGGUUGGCUGCAGCGGGCCGCGGGGGACAGCAAAGCUGGUCCGGGCAGGUCGGAGCUGCUGGGACGCGCCUCCACGCUCAGUGGCUGGUCUCGGCGGCCGCGAAGCAGCCUCUGCAGCAGCAGCCGUCUGCCUGGGUUGUGUUUCAGAUCCAAAGCCCAAGAAGAGAAAUGGGAUAAACUGCUUCACAGUCCUGCUGAUCACCUACCUGGUUCUGCUCACCGCAGGUGCUGGGCUGCUGGUGUUGCAAGUUCUGAAUCUGCAGAAGCGGCUCCAGGCCCUGGAGAUGCCCUACAACAAUCAAACGCUGGUCCCCGAGCAUAUCCUGCAAGCCCAGCUCAUCCGUGUCCGCACCAGGCAGGAGCACCUACUACGACUGGUGGACAACUUUACUCGGAUCCCAGGCCCCCCAGGACCCCAAGGUCCACCAGGAAUCAAGGGAGAGGCAGGAAGAAAGGGAGACAUAGGCAUGAAAGGAGACAUGGGGGUCAUGGGACCCCCUGGAGCCCGGGGGAAUAAAGGUGACUCAGGGAUGCCCGGUUCCCCAGGUGUGGCUGGAAUUCCUGGACUCAAAGGAGAUCAAGGACAACCCGGAGCCAAGGGUCUUCCAGGCUUUCCAGGAGCUGCGGGAUCCCCGGGUGCCAAGGGUGAGCCUGGCAGCGCUGGACCCACUGGGCCAAUAGGACCAUCAGGGAGGCCCGGGAGUCCAGGAGCCGAAGGUGUGAAAGGAAGCAAGGGGGACACAGGACUUCAAGGACAGCAAGGAACAAAAGGAGAAUCAGGAGCUCCAGGCCCUGCAGGCGUGAAGGGAGACAAGGGAAGCCCAGGCCUGGUCGGCCUCAAGGGGGCACCUGGACCAGGCGGCCGAAAGGGAGAGCCCGGGGCGAAAGGAUCUUCUGGGCCACAAGGAGCAAAGGGAGAAAAAGGUCAAAAAGGCGAAUCCAUGGUGUCCGUCCGGAUUGUUGGCUCUAGGAACCGAGGCCGGGCUGAAAUUUACUAUAAUGGUGCCUGGGGGACAAUUUGCGAUGACGAUUGGGACAAUUCAGAUGCCACUGUCUUCUGCCGCAUGCUGGGUUACUCUUCGGGAACUGCCGUUUUCAAUGUGGGAGCUGGCACUGGGACCAUCUGGCUGGACAACGUUGCGUGUCAGGGGUCGGAAUCGACCCUGUGGAGCUGUAGCAAGAACAGCUGGGGCUCUCACAACUGCAACCACAGUGAGGAUGCGGGCGUGGACUGCAGCUGA
Molecule: messenger RNA, 1719 nt
Organism: Mesoplodon densirostris (Blainville's beaked whale)
Lineage: Eukaryota; Metazoa; Chordata; Mammalia; Artiodactyla; Ziphiidae
Gene: MARCO
Product: macrophage receptor with collagenous structure
Exons: 15
Coding region: 1-1719 (572 amino acids)
Cellular component (GO): membrane
Source: RefSeq, a predicted model, not a curated record